GCUGUCGGCGGCGCUGAUUACUUUUUCCGAGGGCGGGCAGGGCUCACUCCGGCCCGGGCCGCCGCCGCCUCCUCCUCCGCCGCUCCGCGCUGGGCCCCGUCGCUGCCAUAAAAUGUUUGACGGCUGCCUCCUGCCUCUCGUGUUUCCCUGCCUGCUGCUUUGGGGACUGGACGCCGGCACAGCCGGCGGAGCGGAGCUGGAAGUGGUGAUCCCGGAGCGAGUGGCGCUGGAGAGGAUCCACCUGCUGCCUCCCGCCGGGAGAGGGGACCGCGGCGGAGCCCGGCGCCGUCGGGAGCUGCUGCGGCCGCGGGAGGCGGCGGGAGAGGCCGUGCUGCUCCGCCUGCCCGCCGCCGGCACCGAGCUCUACGUGCUCCUCCGCCGCGACCUGCGCUUCCUCGCCCGGGGCUUCGCGGUGGAGCAUCGGCGCGGGGAGGAGCGGCGGCCCCCGGCGGAGCGGCUCUGCUUCUACACGGGACGCGUGUUGAACCGCAGCGACUCCUUCGCCUCCCUCAGCACCUGCGCCGGGCUGGUUGGCUAUAUUCAAAUUGGAUCAGAGCACAUGUUAAUACAACCAGUGAAUACAUCAGAGACCUCAUUUAGCGGAAAAGAACACUUCAUCAGACGUAGACGAUCGACGAAAUCAAGCCAUUCUUUGAAGUCACACAUUCCUGAUGAGCACUGCAAGGUUGUAGCAGAAAAGAAGAGGCAAAAGAAGAUGAAAUCAACCAGUGACUGGAGGGAGAGAAGAAACGCCAUUCGGCUUACCAAUGAGUACACGGUAGAAACUUUGGUGGUGGCAGAUGCUGAUAUGGUCCAAUACCAUGGUGCAGAGGCUGCCCAAAGAUUCAUCCUCACAGUUAUGAAUAUGGUGUACAACAUGUUUCAACAUCAAAGCCUUGGAAUUAAAGUCAGCAUUCGAGUGACAAAACUAGUUCUACUUCGCAGUCGACCUGCCAAGUUGUCUAUUGGGCAUCAUGGAGAGAGGUCUCUGGAGAGCUUUUGUCACUGGCAAAAUGAAGAAUAUGGUGGAGCAAAAUACCUUGGUAACAACCAGGUUCCUGGUGCGAGGGAUGACACCCCUCCUGUGGAUGCUGCAGUUUUUGUAACCAGGACAGAUUUCUGCGUACACAAAGACGAACCUUGUGACACUGUGGGAAUUGCUUACCUGGGAGGUGUCUGCAGUGCCAAGAGAAAAUGUGUUCUUGCUGAAGACAAUGGUCUCAAUCUAGCAUUUACAAUUGCACAUGAACUUGGGCACAACAUGGGAAUGAGCCAUGAUGACGACCAUCCUCCCUGUGCAGGGAGGUCUCAUAUUAUGUCUGGAGAAUGGGUCAAGGGCAGGAACCCCAGUGACCUCUCCUGGUCUUCAUGCAGUCGCGAUGACCUUGAAAACUUCCUAAAGUCCAAGGUCAGCACCUGUUUACUAGUAACAGACCCCCGAAGCCAAUAUGCAGUGCGGCUCCCUCACAAGCUGCCAGGAAUGCACUACAGUGCCGACGAACAGUGCCAGAUCCUCUUUGGGACCAAUGCUACAUUCUGUAAAAAUAUGGAGCAUUUGAUGUGUGCUGGACUCUGGUGCUUGGUGGAAGGAGAUACAUCCUGUAAAACAAAGUUGGAUCCCCCUCUGGAUGGCACUGAGUGUGGCGCAGACAAGUGGUGCCGAGCUGGGGAGUGUGUCAGUAAAACUCCCAUCCCUGAACAUGUUGAUGGAGACUGGAGCAUGUGGAGUCAGUGGAGCAUGUGCAGCCGGACUUGUGGCACAGGAGUGCGAUUCAGACAGAGGAAAUGCGACAAUCCCCCCCCAGGGCCAGGUGGAAAGAACUGCCGUGGAGCCAGUGUGGAGCACACCGUGUGUGAGAACUUGCCCUGCCCCAAAGGUGUGCCAAGCUUCAGAGACCAGCAGUGCCAGGCCCAUGACAGAUACACCAAUAAGAAAAAAAGCCUCCUGACAGCUGUUGUCGUUGAUGAUAAACCAUGUGAGCUUUUCUGCUCUCCACUGGGGAAGGAUUCCCCUGUGCUGGUGACAGAUAGAGUCCUUGAUGGUACUCCAUGUGGGCCUUAUGAGACUGACCUCUGUGUACAUGGCAAGUGCCAGAAAAUUGGCUGCGAUGGAAUCAUUGGCUCAGCUGCCAAAGAGGAUCGCUGUGGAAUCUGCAGUGGUGAUGGCAAAACCUGUAAAGUGGUGAAAGGCGACUUCAACCACACGAAGGGCAUGGUAACCAAUAGUCAUUGUAAGAAGGUUUCCACAUGUGUGAUGGCAAAGGCAAAGUCUGUUCCCAAGUGUUUCUCGUGUUACAUCGAAGCAGCUGUGAUCCCUGCAGGUGCCCGACGGAUCAGAGUGGUUGAGGACAAACCUGCUCACAGUUUUCUGGCUUUAAAAGAUUCCAGUAAGAGAUCCAUUAACAGCGACUGGAAAAUUGAGCUUCCUGGUGAGUUUCAGAUCGCAGGCACUACUGUCCGAUACGUGCGAAGGGGUCUGUGGGAGAAAAUCUCUGCCAAAGGACCAACUAAAAUACCACUGCACUUGAUGGUGCUGUUAUUUCAUGACCAGAAUUACGGAAUUCAUUAUGAAUACACAAUUCCUGUAAACUAUACUGCUGAAAACAGAAGUGAGCCAGAAAAGCAACAGGAUUCAUUGUACAUCUGGACGCACAGCGGAUGGGAAGGGUGUAGUGUGCAGUGUGGAGGAGGUGAACGGAAAACAAUUGUGUCCUGUACUCGAAUUAUUAACAAGACCAUGACAGUGGUGAAUGACAGUGACUGCCAACGAGUGAAUCGCCCCGAGCCCCAGGUCAGGAAAUGUAAUACACACCCCUGCCAAUCACGGUGGGUGACUGGCCAUUGGAGUCCCUGCUCUGCCACUUGUGAGAAAGGUAUCCAGCAUCGGGAAGUGACUUGUGUUUAUCAGCUGCAAAAUGGCACCUACGUUAACACAAGAGACCUCUACUGCCUUGGCAACAAACCUGCAACAGUACAAAGCUGUGAAGGACGGGACUGCCUCUCAAUUUGGGAAGCAUCAGAGUGGUCAAAGUGUUCAGCAGACUGUGGCAAAGGGAUCCAAAAAAGAACAGUAACAUGUACAAAUUCUCAAGGAAAAUGUGAUGCAGCCACCAGGCCAAGAGACGAGGAAGAAUGUGAGGAUCACACAGGCUGUUAUGAAUGGAAAACAGGCGAUUGGUCUAAGUGCUCCUCAACCUGUGGGAAGGGCCUCCAGUCACGCGUUGUGCAGUGCAUGCACAAAGUCACCGGGCGCCAUGGCAGUGAGUGUCCUGUCCUGUCCAAGCCAGCAGCCUACAGGCAGUGCCACCAAGAGGUCUGCAAUGAGAAGAUUAAUGUCAACACAAUUACCUCGCCCAGACUUGCUGCUCUCACGUACAAGUGCACAGGCGACCAGUGGACAGUGUACUGCAGGGUGAUCCGGGAGAAGAACCUGUGCCAGGACAUGCGGUGGUAUCAGCGCUGUUGCCAGACUUGCAGAGACUUUUAUGCAAACAAGAUGCAACAGAAGAGUUAAUGAACCUGUGCUACUUCUUAGGGUAUUACAGCUAUUUGUAUGUAAGUCACGGACUAGUAGGUCUGAGUACUGGAACUUCAUGAGUUGCUACAGCGUGGUGGAUUCCAAAGCAUAUCUAUUGAGACUUGAAAACUAACUCUACAGACUGGAUACCAAAGUAAUCCACUCAUCCACCAUAAACAAACAAAAAAGCAAAACAAAAAAAUAGAAAAGAGUCAUCUCAAGGAGCCAAUCAUUUUAUCAUGUUUUGACAUCUUUACCUUUUCAAUUAAUGCUUUUUACUUUAAUAUAUUAAAUCAUCAGCCACUGGAUGGCUUAAUACCAAUAAAGGACAAGAGUUGCAAAGUGAUUACAUUGAUUAAGGUUAUAGGUGCCUCCAUGGAGGAAGGCCUCUGGCAAAAUAGUUAAGCAAAGGUAGAGACAUUAUUUAAUCUUUUAAUCUUGGCUUUCAUCUAAUGUUUUUCAUUCUGAACAGUUAUCCCCCUGUCAAGUAGGCUUGAAGGGACACACAUAAAUGAAAGGCUUAAUUUAAAGAGGGGAUUUACUGUAAAAGCUUGUGAAAACUGAUAGCAGAGGAUGGACAUCUCUGAAACUCCCACAGAAAGUUCAUUACAAUUACAUCCAGCAUUCUGAGUCAUAUUUUUUGAGAGCAUCUAAUAGUGACUGCUCUUCUUUCUAAUUUAAAAAAAAAAUCCUCUCUCUCUUUUCCCCAAAAUAAUAUAGUUUCUUUUAUGAAGGCUAAUUUUUCUCUGAGCUUAAUGAAAUAGAAGCUUAUUAACAGCAGUAGAUAGUUACGUUUACGCAAAAACCAUUUACAACGAGGUGGGAAAAGCCAGAAAACAUUGGAUCCAGUAGAGCUCACUGGGGGAUUGCUUGAUUUAAUCUCUCUCAAGCUUUUAGGAGGCAUUCAGAUAAGGAGAGUACCAUGAAACUGGAUAGGAUUAGUAUAGAAACAGGACUUGGAACAACCUUUGUAUGAAGGAUGGACUGGAGAGCAGAACAGGUGUUUCUUGUCUUUUGGCUUUUGUAUACAUCUGAAGGUUAUAUAGCCUUUUGUCAAAGUGCUAUGAGUGGUACAAGGCUUCAAGAUGAAACCCUGAGCGUGCUGAAGCCCUAAGGCCAAGGGCUUCUGUUGCCUUCAGUAAAGGUUAGGAUUUUGCUCACUGUAUUGUCACGUUUUCUUUUGUGGUGCUAUCAGGUUUGGUGCUAUCAGACUGGUGCUAUCAGAGCACUUAGAAAGUGCUGCAUAUAUGAUAUCCUCUUCCAUGUGUCUGCACUUUAAACCAAACUCCUCUCUGAUAUGUGAGACUUGAAACAGGAGCUCUACCCAGGGCAGAGUUAGUCCCCACCACUAGUCCUGCAGAUCAAUGUCUCUCUAUCAUAUCUUGCUCCAACAUGUAUCAUUUCCCUUGCCAGGCUCCAAGGCCAGUUGUGCAGUGGUUAAGUUACAGCUCAUUCUUCAUAAUAUGAACAGAGCCUUUUGGAUGAAUUGCAGCUUUGUACUCGCUCUAGAACUGUGUUACUGUUUUACUCCUUGUGGAUGAGUGCAGAAGUAAGCCUACCUUUAACCCUGAGCCCACUAUGGAUUGCAGCUCACACCUGUCCUCAAGCUGUCUUUGUUGCUGUUGUCUUCCUUUCAGUGCAAGGAGGGAUAAAGAUUCUUAGUAAUUAACAUAUCUUUAAAGCAACUUUUUUCUUCCUUAUUUCAGUUUUCAGGAUCUCACUGCAAUAACUCAUCAGCAUUUUAUCAACAGCUAAGUUUUUCAAGCACAGGGAGAUAUAAUUUCAUUGACAGACUAAUACUGUGUGGGCUUCACAUUCGUAACUGUGCUUAUUUUGUGCAAACAAGUGUGUGGCCUGUAUGCACAAAUCCACCUUUGCACACCAUUUAUUCUCAAGUGCCUGUCACAAACAGAUCUGCUUUUCUGUGUCCCAGAUGAUUUUUGCUACCAGAGGGAUGAUUCUAACUGGGUUUUUGUUUUACUGGAUGUUCUUUUGGCACCUGAUAGUCAGAAUCCAACCUCUGUCUUCUGUUAUCCCCACUCUGUGUCCCAGAUGCAGAGGUUGUGUAAAUACUUAGCAAGCAAUCAAUGGAAAAUGCUGUGGGUCCAAGUUCUGGGUCCUGCCUAAGGAAACAUAAAUUUAGAAGGAAUUUUUCUGAAUGUCUGAGCACUGAAAACCACCUCACUUGCUCUCUCAGUCCACAGAUUAGCAUGCAUCAAGCUUUUUUAAAAAUGAUCAGAAACCAACAUUAAUUAAAAACUGAUGGUACAACACAGCUCCAUUUUAAUACAUUCUCUAACUUCAUCUGGUGACAACCCUCCCAUGUUAUAAUAGCCAGAAAAAAAAUAUAAAAAGAGUUUAAUUCUGUUCAAUACUCGUGCACUUCUGUUUCAUAUCAUUUUAUAGGAGCUUUACUAUGAAUUUACAGCUAUGCUCUGCCCUCAGUUACUCCAUACUGGUGAAAGAAAAGCUGUUUGUUUUGGUGUAUCUAUGGCAAUACUUUUUUUUUUUCAAGUUGUUCUUAAAGGAUUGACACUCUUUAGAUUACAGUGGUGGUAUUUCCAUAUUGUAAACAAUACUCUGUACUGUUACUAAAGUACUGUACAUUUCUAGUUGCACGGUGGUGUUACUGAGUGUAGAUUCUCACUAUCUCAUGUAUGGUGCUAAUUUUGUUGGUGGAAAAGAAUCUUAGCAGUCGAUUAUUGCUUGAUAUUUUAUUAUAAUACAGGGAUAUAUCCUCCAUGGCAAUAAUACCAUGUAAGUUUUUCAUUACAGAGUGAAAUGUAUAUAUUUUUCCAUUAGUUAAUUUGCAUAUGUACUGUAUCCAUAGUAAUUUUCUUUUUGGUGCUGGUUAUAAAUAGAAAAGAUAAAAACAGUCAAAGUGAAUGGAACAAGUUGUAAAUGAAAACUAAAAAAAAAAAAUAGAAAAGAGGAUCAUUCCAUUUUGAAAAAAAAAUGAGUAUGUUGAAUAAUAAAUUUAUUUUUUCCAUAACAACUUUAAGAAGGUUUCUGAACUUGAAAAAAUACAAUGCAAAUCAAGUAGCUAGCAUGAAAAUUCAGAGGAAGGAGUGAAGCUGUAAGUAGUACCUAAUGAAUCUGUCUAAUACUGGACUGAGACUGGGAUUUGGUUAAGUCUAGGCCAACUAUGUGAUAGCUGUGGUAGGUAUAAAAAGUUUUUUGUCAGUAAGAAAUCUGGCAUUUCAGAAUUCCUGGUGUGCUAACAAAUCAAGGAAUGAUGGGUCUUGUCCCAGCUGGGUUGCAGAAUAAAGCACAGGGAGUGUUAAUACCUGAUUACUGUCUAGCAAGAUCUCUCCUCAGGGACACAACAGUAGAACAUGCCUGUUUGGAAACAAUAACCUAGGUUUUGUUUGGGAAAUCACUGUGUAUGACUGAGCAGGCUGCCAGGAAGCUAAAGCAUAUGCCUGGGGACAUUUUGCAAGUGCUUUUGGGAAGGUUGCUUUCAAUGUAUGUUGGAGCUGAGGUGAGGUGGCAGCUAGCUGUAUGUUUAAUGGUAGCUGCUCUGCAGGUACAACCUAAUAACAAAGGUUGCUGAGCAUAUGGAAGUUUAUGUUGGAGCUAAACUAGGCCAUCCAUUCGAAGGAUAUCUACGUAACCUAGCUGCAUACUGCCCUGGUGUGAAAUAAACAGAAUUACUUCAGUGCUAAGUGUUUUGGAUGUGUUUGUUGUAGGCACUAGCCAGUAUCUUUGUACUACUUAACUUCCCCUUCAGCCUGGUGAAGAUGUCUUUUUAUGAAGCGUUGCACACAGGCAUGUAGGAUCCCUUCCUAUCCUGUCUUACAAAGAUGCCAUCAUCCAUAUCCCAUUCUUCAGUUAAAAGGACACUGUUGGAGAUGGGAGCAGCACCUUUCUAAACCAGUCCUAAAAGCAAGCCAUAUCUUCUACAGCUGGUAAUGAGAGUCCUCGUCCCAAAAUGAUUUCCAGAGUUUGAGCUUAUACCUACUUUAAAAAAUAGAGUUCAUUUUCUGAUCUCAUGCUGCCUUCUUGGUACUGGCAUAGCACCUAUAGACUCCUAGUUUUCAGAGGUAGCCUGAGAUACCAGUCCAGCUGCCAUUACAUAUGAGUCUUCAACAGCAUCAAAAUUGUAGAAAUUUCAUCCAAGUGUUGCUGUAUAUUAACACAUCAUUGUGUUUGUGUAUUGCCUGGAGUCAACAUAUGAUUGCAAUUGUUGACCUGUUUAAACAAUAAAACAUAGCUAUAAGCCUUUGGAAGCCAAAGGCAUUACAUUAAGCUCGGAUAUGGCAAUGGGUGGGAGGGGUGUAAGGAAUGCUGUCAUACAUUUGGCUUGAAAUUUUCCUGGUAUGUGCCAAUAUGUCUUCUAUAAAUCUGGUAAGCUUAUGUACUUAGUCUGCCUAUUCUGCAUGUAGCAGUUUGCUAUUUUUCCUUUACUCCUAAUCCCCAUCUUUCAACCAGGAAACCAGAUGGUUUGAAGCCAUUGUCCUUCCCUGCGCUCUCAGUUGUCUUUUUAUUUAAGGCACCUCAGCCAAGUUCAUUAAAGGCAGGUGGGGUUAGAUGGCUCCAGUGCUCUGGCAUGGAAGUACCAUGAGGAAAGUAUAAUCUCUUCUCAGCUGCUUGGAACUCACUUUUGCUUCCACCAGCCCCGUCUGCUUCCCUCACUUCCAAUUCCUGGUGUACAGAGCAGCCUUAGCAGUCUCUUGAUCCCUCACAGCGAGCUGGCCUGGACCCUGCUUUCUCUGGAAGGAAAUUUCUUUCUUAAAAGCUUAAUAAUGGAGCAUCUUCCCCCAGUAUCAGCUUCAUGAAUCACCCAGAGCAUUACUAAUUGGAGGACCUUGUUCUGCUGAUGGAGUGAAAGCUGAAUGCGACUUUGUGCUUUCCUCCACACUACAUGGUCUAUUGGGAAAGGCAUUUCCUCCUUGAAGAAUGUAAGCACAAACCCCAGCAUGCUGAGGAUAUACAGGCAGGAAAGAAUUGCACCAGAUGCCAGUGCGCUCACACUUUUCUGAUGGUGCAACAAAAGAAGCCCUGGUAGCCUGAUUGCAGACAAGUUACUUGCAUCACUGGUUGGUCGUCUUGCUGCGUGAAAGUAGUGCGCCCAGAAACAGGCAGGAUGUGGGAGCUGCUCCUCAACUGCAUUACUUCUUCAAGUACUUAGACCUGUGUGGACACCGUUGACAAUACUUCUCCAUACAACCUGCCCUUCAGCAGCCUUCUGUUUAUUUCAAUUGGAAAGCAGGUCAGUAUGAAGACAAGAGUUCUUCAAGUGCUACUAAUGCACAAAAAACAGUUCUCCUUUCUAAGUGGAUUUUUAUUUGUCCUUUUAUCACGUCUCCUCACCCUCUUUAAAAAUGGGACUGUCUGCCUGGAGAGAAAUGUGCCUUGGACAAACAAGACCGAAGAAUCUUCACUUUGGAGUUCUUGAGAACUGUCUGUUUUUAAAAAGGAGUUUAAACAAGAAUGUCUAAGCAGAGAGGGCUCACAACCUCUCCUAUAGCAGCAGCUGCCCCAGAAGGUGACUGGGGUGUCUCCAAAGAUGACCUCCAUGCAUCUCUCAUGGUUUCUCUUUUCAAGACACUUUCAUGUGACAGACCCCAUGAUGAAUGCCUGGAGGCUGCACUGUACACUGUGCCGCACUGCUUAUUUUGUCAGAGCUGCCAUCUUUGCCAAAUGGUGGCCAGACACUCAGACAGAAUUUCCCAAUUAGCAGAGUCCUGCAGCUGAUGUCUGGGACUGCAUCUGUGUGCCCUGUGCAUUACUACAACUGAGACACUGGCGAGGCCCACAUGGCCUGGGGUAGGUAACUGCCUCAGCCAUAGGGCAAGGAGGAAGCAGCUGAGCCUUCUUGAAAGAUGUGAUUUCCUUCAGUUCCUCUUGCUUGGCUGUGAAGGUGGUUAUUUGGGUGUUUAGUCCUUUCAUCCUUCUGUGGUCUGGGUGGAUCUGGAGCCUCCAGAGUGACUCAUCUGGGUCAUGCCACAAGCCUUGGCUUCCUUCUCAGUCUCAGCAGGGAGUGACUCCACACGCUGGCGGUGGCAGAUCCCACAGGACAUCAGUGUGUGGGGCCAGCUCCUGGCACAACUCAGCCUCCAGGUGAGUCCUUGCUUCGCUGGCAUCUCCAGUUUCUCCUGAGCCUUGGGCUUAUGGCAGUCUCAGUGUAACUCCAGAGAUGUCUGCCUUGUCCUCUGCUCCCCGCAGACACAUUUCAUGUCCUUGUCCUUUAUGCAUGCUUAUAGCUGCUUUGUGUCCCCUGUUUUGCACCUUUCAGAAACUUUGCCACUUUUGCUGCAUAUGCAAAGUAGCCUUCCUCUUCAGUGCAAUUGCAUUUAAUCUCUCUCAACCUUGAAAGAGAAUAUUCUUCUAAUUUUACUCCU
Molecule: messenger RNA, 9861 nt
Organism: Phasianus colchicus (ring-necked pheasant)
Lineage: Eukaryota; Metazoa; Chordata; Aves; Galliformes; Phasianidae
Gene: ADAMTS17
Product: ADAM metallopeptidase with thrombospondin type 1 motif 17
Biological process (GO): proteolysis; extracellular matrix organization
Cellular component (GO): extracellular matrix
Molecular function (GO): metalloendopeptidase activity
Source: RefSeq, a predicted model, not a curated record